UUGUGGGACUGAAUGGAUCACGGAGCCGGCGGCUGUAGGUCUCCAGUCUUCAUCUGACGCUUGGCGGCUGCUGAGCCACCAGGUUCAUGUGGAGGCUCCCAGGCUCCCGCGCCGCGCUUCGUGGGGUCCGCACGGCGGUGGGGCGGCACACUCGGGCCGAGGCGGCGACUGAGACGGCGGCGGGAGCGAUGGAGCGCGCUGUGGUGCGCUGUGUGCCUUCGGAACCGAAGCUAAGCCUGUCGUUCGCUCUGGCAGACGGCAGCCACAAGAACAUGCAGCGCGACCAAAGCGAGCCGCUGGGUCGGGCCCUCAGCCGGAUUGCUACCAACGCCCUCAAAGGCCACGCUAAGGCGGCCGCCGCCAAGAAGAGCAGGAAGAACCGGCCAAAUGCAAGUGGCGGGGCCUGUGCGGGGCCUGUGUCGGAGCCGGCUGCGGCCUGCGAGCCCGUCGUGAAGCUGUACUACCGGGAGGAGGCAGUGGCUGAAGACGUGCUCAACGUGGACGCCUGGCAGGACGGCGCGGUGCUGCAGAUCGGCGAUGUCAAGUACAAGGUGGAGCGCAACCCGCCCGCCUUCACCGAGCUGCAGUUGCCACGCUACAUCAUGGCCGGCUUCCCGGUGUGCCCCAAGCUCAGCCUGGAAUUUGGGGAUCCCGCCAACUCGCUCUUCCGAUGGUAUAAGGAAGCCAAACCCGGAGCGGCGGAGCCUGAGGGCGGGAGCCCCUCGUCAUUGUCUCCCUCUUCACCCUUUCCUAGUUGGACAGAGACGGGUGUGAACGAACGCGUCUACACGCCGUCCAAUGCAGACAUCGGGCUGCGACUCAAGCUUCAUUGCACCCCAGGCAAUGGGCAGCGCUUCGGGCCAAGCCGGGAGUUGGAAAGUGUGUGUCCGGUGGAGGCUGGGCCCGGUACUUGCACCUUUGACCAGCGGCAUCUCUACACCAAGAAGGUGACGGACGAUUCUCUCAUUCGCACUGUGUCUUACAACCUCCUGGCCGACACGUACGCCCAGACUGAGUUUUCGAGGAGUGUCCUCUACCCGUACUGUGCCCCUUAUGCCCUCGAGCUCGACUACCGCCAGAACCUCAUCCAGAAGGAGCUCACGGGCUACAACGCUGACCUCAUCUGUUUGCAAGAGGUAGAUCGCAACGUGUUUACCGACAGCUUGGUGCCGGCACUCGAGGCCUUUGGGCUGGAGGGCGUGUUUAGAAUCAAGCAGCACGAAGGCCUGGCUACUUUCUACCGAAAGACCAAAUUCACUCUCCUUAGCCAGCAUGACAUUUCUUUCCACGAAGCCCUGGAGUCCGACCAACUUCACAAAGAACUGCUGGAGAAACUAGUUUUGUACCCGUCUGCGCAGGAGAGGGUGCUCCAGAGAUCUUCUGUCCUUCAGGUUUCUGUUCUUCAGUCUACAAAGGACUCGUCUAAAAGGAUAUGUGUUGCUAAUACCCAUCUGUACUGGCAUCCAAAAGGUGGGUACAUUCGUCUCAUUCAAAUGGCAGUAGCCUUGGCUCACAUUAGACAUGUCUCGUGUGAUCUGUAUCCUGGCAUACCAGUUAUAUUUUGUGGAGACUUUAAUAGUACCCCAUCAACAGGAAUGUAUCAUUUUGCUGUCAAUGGCAGCAUUCCAGAGGACCAUCAAGACUGGGCUUCCAAUGGGGAAGAGGAACGUUGCAACAUGUCCCUCACCCAUGUCUUCAAACUGAAAAGUGCUUGUGGUGAACCUGCUUACACAAAUUAUGUUGGUGGCUUUCAUGGAUGUCUGGAUUACAUUUUCAUUGACUCAAAUGCCCUAGAGGUUGAACAGGUGAUUCCAUUACCUAGUCAUGAAGAAGUCACCACUCACCAGGCGUUACCUAGUGUUUCCCAUCCCUCUGAUCACAUAGCACUUGUGUGUGAUUUAAAAUGGAAAUAGAUUUGUGUUUAAUGGAAUUUGAGUCUCUUUCGUAGGAAAUUUAAUAUGAAUCAGAGCUUAUAUGUAACCUUUAAAGAGGAAAACUACACAGACACCGAGGCAAAAUGUUUUUAUUCUGUUCCAGUGUCUUCAUUACAUGACUGUUCAUAAUUGCAGUUUCUCUACUUUUUUUUUUCCUAAGGUUGAAGGAAAAACAAAUAUAUUUAUGACUACCAGGAAGAACACUGAAUUAUGUACAUUUUAUAAGUACUUUUUUUUUAGCUAGGAAUUAAGAAUUUUGUAAAAAAAAAAAAAAAACAAACCAAAAAACCAUUUGAAUGAUCCUAUAAUUUUUCUAUCAUAACACAUUUCAAAUUGAAUCAUGUUUGUAUAAUUAGGGGAAAAAUGCAUAUGGGUUAAGGUGAGAGGCCUAAGUCUGACAUGAACGAGCACUAGGGUCUACCUCUACCUCAAUUUGGUUAGCAAUUUAAUACAACUUCAGAGCUUUAACGAAAGAUUAAAAUGUGCCAUCCACCAAAUGUUAUUGCUCCUCCUCUUUCAUUUUUCAAUCAACAUAAGAUAUUUUAAUUCUCUUAUUUGUAGGAUUUUACUUUCUAGUGUAUGGUACAAAUGAACACAUUUAUAUUCUAGCCAGCUCAUUUGAACUUUUAGGAUGCAAGCACAAUUUAGUAUUCAAAGUGAAUAGCAACAUAGUCAACUUGAUCCCAUUUUCUUUAAUUAUUCUUGCCCAUGAAAAACGUUCAUAAAUCACCAAGGGUAUUUGGCCAUAUGAUAUUAGAGAAUACAGCAUAAUACAUUACUUUAUGAGAAACUGUCUACUGAUAUGGGGUUGACAUUUUGGGAGAACCAUUGAGCAUUUCUAUGCUGGAAGUAUUUUUGAAAUUGUUGGUCUUUAUAAAUAGGAGAAGGAGGAAUAGUGGAUCUUUUCAGCAUUUCUGAAAUAAACUAUUCAUUUUAUAGAUUUGAGCAUUACAUUUGAGUUAUAGGAAAAUACUGUAUAUAAUUUAUAUGCUGUAAAAAAAAAAGUUUAAAUAUGAAGCCAGACUUUUUAAAAUUAGGAAUUAUUGUUUUACUGAUUAGUUUCUCACCUAGAGUGGUAACUGGGCUCUUCUAACUCAGUUAUCACCAUACCUUGUUUGUAAUGCUUUAGCUGUUGCUUUUUGAUGUUCAGGGUAACUGUAAUGUUAUCUCCUACUUCUGCAAUUAGUUUCUAGCUUAGAUAUGAAAAGCUCACCCACUUCAAGAAGAGUUCUGAUUUUCCACAGUCAUGAGAGUUUUUGUCUCAAAUUCUUUAAUCUCCAAACCCAAAACCAUAAGAACUUUCCUCUUUUGAUAAAGUAGGCUGUACUUCCAUAUUCUGCUCACUGUCCAAUGUAUUGUUAACUCUUAGUAAGUUUGAGAACAAGAAUUUUACUUCGUUCAGAUUGAACCUUGAAGUACUUAAAAUACUGGAAAAGAAAAAUUAAAGUGGCAGUUUCUUGGGAUCUUGUUUAGAAAAAGCUAUAAAUAAAAAUUGAUGCUACCAAAUUGUGCCUUCCUAAAUAACAUUUUUGAGAGCAUUUUAACAUCAGUUUACAACUACAUGAAUAUGUUAAAGCCAGAAUCUGAUUCUUUUGCAAAAUACAUCUUUUUUUUUUCCUUUUUAAAAUGUGUUUUUGGUCUGCUUUCAAACAUGUUGACAGGACCCUUAAAAUAACUUGAAAAAAAGUUUCUAAGCAAAAAGUUGAGAAACAUUUUGAAAGAAGAAAUUAAGUUACAUACUUAUUCAUGCUCAUGAGAAAAACAUUCAGAUUCUGUAUUAACAAACACCCUGGCUAACUAGAUUGAACUCUAGUCAAAGGAACUAAUCACUUAUCAAAGAUUCCACAUCCUGAGUCUUUUAAUUUUAUAUUUACUGACUUAACAGUGUGAUCUGAUUAUAGACAGGCAUUUCAGAAUAGGAGAAGGUAGAUUAUUAUUGUGAAGUGCCAUAUACUCUGGUCAAAUCUCCAGUAUAUAGAUAAUGUUAGUAUGAUUGGAGUCCAAAGUAGGGAACGCUAAGAAAAUUGUAUAAAUAGGAUACCAAAAUUACCUUGUAUUCAUGGGUUAGAAUAAAGUGUUAUUCAGAAAUGUU
Molecule: messenger RNA, 4026 nt
Organism: Prionailurus viverrinus (fishing cat)
Lineage: Eukaryota; Metazoa; Chordata; Mammalia; Carnivora; Felidae
Gene: PDE12
Product: phosphodiesterase 12
Exons: 3
Coding region: 87-1913 (608 amino acids)
Biological process (GO): nuclear-transcribed mRNA catabolic process, deadenylation-dependent decay
Cellular component (GO): mitochondrion
Molecular function (GO): 3'-5'-RNA exonuclease activity
Source: RefSeq, a predicted model, not a curated record